AAAUUAUUGUCUCCUGUCAUCUUAGAAAUGUUACCGGGAGCACAUGGAAUAGUGAAUGGCGGCGUAUCUGUGGGAGUUAAGGGAUGCUGGGAAGGGAGCAUUAUUGAUCGUGCGAAAAUGGGAUGGACGUAUCCAUUCGCGCUGAGCACCCAGUCCGCGGACGUGGGACCGUCGUCUCAACCUCAAAAACACGCUUUUAGGCCUUUAACGUUAGUUUAAUAAACCGAAAUAGCACAAAACGGUCCCCGCUGGAGCGUUCGCGACUCAAAAACCAAAAUGUUAACACCGCGCGCGUUUGAAAAACCCACAAAACCGAAACACCAACUAGAAAACCAGCAUGACCAGUGAUCUGAAGUAUCUUCGACCAAAAAUCUCGUCAAUACGCUUAAAUAUCAAUAAUUAGACACCAAUGGCUUGCAUAGAGUAAUAGAAAAUCAUGUGUUUUGAGUGCCGUGUGCUGUAGGGAGCGGACGAUAAAGUGACAUGGCUGAAGUAUUCUCGCCUGGAUAAGUGAGAUAUGAGUUCUAGCAUAAUGUGUGGGAUAAAUUCAUUUUCUAAACGUAAAUUCUGUUUAAAAUGGUGCUGGAGGAAGCGUUGGCCUAGGCUGGCGCCGCGUGAACGUUCGUUAUAAAACUAGUUUAGUAUAAGUUAAAAAAAUAACCUCAAGAUGAAUUCGUUUAAUGCCCCGACUACCCAAAUAAACGCAAUAGACAAAAUGACAACAGUAAAAUCGAAAUCGGUGGACCUGGAGGGAUAUGUUAUUAUUGUGGCUCAGACCAAAGAUAACAAAGUCAAGUUGUAUGGCUCCCCGUCCGCCGGGAACAUGGACAACCUCGAGCUCGCCGACGAAAUCAUGGACGUGAACGAGACGCGGCUGGACGAGAUGAACCACACGGAGGUCAUCGGACACAUCCAUGAGUGCAUCUCGUCCUGUCUCAUCAAACUCCGAGUGAAGCGACGUAGCGAAACCAAACUAUUAUCGGACAUCGGACUCAGCAACAUCCAGGAUGCGUUCCUCAUCGCGGUCGAGGAGCAGGCGGCGCAGCGCCUCCAGCGGCUGUCGGCCCUCAAGCGGAUCACCCCGGUGGACAUGUCCAAGCUGUCUGUAGAGUUGAAUCGCCGAAAACGAACGCAGCCCGAGAACCGUCAAGAGCUGAACGGCUACAUAGGCAACUCCACCGUCUACGUCACCUCCAUCAACGAGGACGGAGCCAUCGAGACCAAACCCACCAUCUCAUCCCCCAAGUCACUCCCCAGAUCCCUCCAGGCCAAACCCACCCCCAUCAUCGCCAACGGAAUAGACAAAAUAGAACCUAUCAAAGAAGUUGUCGAAGUUAAAGUGGAACCGGAGAAACAUGAGAAGGACAUUAGUGAGAAAAGUUUGAAAGUUCAAGUGGAUAGUGUUGAUAGUGAAGUGAAUAGUGAGAAGGAUCUUUACAGUGUCGCCAGGGAGCACCUCAGUAACGGGAGGUGCGAGAAGCUGAUCGGAGAGCCUGAUUAUAAGAUCAGGGCGUCGGCUGUUGUGGAGAAUAAUAAGCUUGGACCAGGGGAGAAAGGACCGCGGCGCCGCUCGGGCUCGAGCAUUGUGGUGCUGGGCGCCGAGGACGAGAAACGACCGCCGCCGGAUGACGACAAAGACAUGCUUACUAUGCUGUCCCUCUCCGCAGACACCGGUCCUCACCGCGAGAUGGCGGUGGACGUUCCGGACAGCUUCAUCGCGCGCAACAAGACGCCGCCCCGCUACCCCCCGCCGCGCCCGCCGCAGGUACGCCUGCGCCCCUCCAGGGACGACGAGACCCUCCUGCUGUCCUCGGGCUCCGGCACCAGCUUCGGCAGCAAACACUCCGUCCUGCAGAGCGCUGUAGACUCCGGACCUAGCUCUGACGGAUCCAGCUAUAAAAACAACAGCACCAUGGAACUAUUAUCAGGACCGCAGAGCUCCGAAGGAUCUGGGACUAGCUUUGGAAGCAAAAAAUCGAAAGGCUCUUCAGAAACAGCCAAAUGCGAGUUGCUAUCCGACAGAGGAUCAGUAGCAUCGAACACUACACACACAUUAAGCGACCAUAAGAUCCAACUACUCAUAUCUAAUGGCGACGAUUCUUUGCUAGAUUGUAGAGAAGGCGUCUCAUACUCGGCGCGGACGGAUUCUGUGCUCAUACGUGAAGCGGUCUACGCGUCUUACAAUCUCCCGCCUGGCUUCGACACAACGCCAGUCCUCCUCGGGAGGGAGGUGGCUGUGGAUGUCCCUGAUUCGUUUGUCCAGAUUGUGAAAACCACCCCGAAAUAUCCGGGUACCGUGGACAGAAAGAGCUUGCAGCAGGUGAACGGCACCGCGAAGACAGCCGCCCCCGCCAUCCCCCCGCGGGAGGCGCCCCGUGACGCACCCCCGCGGCCGCCUGCACACGAUGUCACUAAAGAGCAGAUGGAGUCUAUCAAGAAAUAUCAGGAACAACUUCGACAACGCAAAGAAGCGGAGGAACGCGCGGCGGCCCAGAACGAGUUCCUACGCACCUCGCUCCGCGGGUCCAACAAGCUCCAGGCGCUGGAGUCUACGCCCAGCGGUGGGACCGCCUUCGUCAACGAUGCCUACGACCCCUACGAUGACGAGCUGGACGGCGAGUCGACGCUUUACAAUAUUGUCGAUUACCAAGAAGUAUCAUCAGCUCUCACUCGCAUCCAAAAGGCGCUCGGGGCAGCCGGGGAGUCGGCGCUGGCGGCGCGGGUGGCGGGCGCGGCCAGCGCUCUGCUAUGUCCCGAGCUGCGUACUGCGUUAGGCACGAGGACCGCUGUGCUGACGACAGCGAGGCAUGAACGGCCUGGGCUAGCGCCGCCGGUUACACAUAGGGCCACGGAGCGGCUAAAAGAAUGUAUGGACGUAGUAGGCGCUCAUACAACUACCGGCGGAGUGGCGGCGGCGCUCUGUGCCGAACUUCUAGCCGCGCUGGGUGGGCUAGAGCUAGAGUCGCUUCUACAAGCACAUGACCAAGCUGCAGCGCUCCUGGACCCGGCUAGCUUCACGAGGAAGAGAAAUAAGACUGGCAACAAUCUAAAUCACAAAGACGACAAAGCUUUAACUGCGCCCGACGACCCCGGCGAGCACAUUAAAAUCAUCAAAAUAGAAAAGACUAAUGAACCACUUGGUGCUACAGUGAGAAACGAAGGAGAAGCGGUUAUUAUCGGUAGGAUAGUGCGCGGUGGCGCGGCCGAAAAGUCAGGGUUAUUGCACGAGGGAGACGAGCUUUUAGAAGUAAACGGCGUGGCCAUGCGAGGGAAGUCAGUGCACGAAGUGUGCCAAGUGCUGGGCGCGCUGUCGGGCACGCUGGCCAUGGUGGUGGCGGCGCGGGGUGGCGGGGGAGGGGGAGGGGGAGGGGCAGCGGGAGGAGGGGAGCGCGCGCGCGCCGCCGCCGCGCCGCGCGUGCUGCACGUGCGCGCGCACUUCGACUACGACCCCGAGGACGACGUCUACAUACCGUGUAGAGAGUUAGGUAUCAGCUUCCAAAAGGGCGACGUUCUGCACGUGAUCAGCAGGGAAGACCCGAACUGGUGGCAGGCCUUCCGAGAAGGCGAGGAGGACCAGACCCUCGCCGGACUCAUUCCUAGCCAGGCCUUCCAGCAUCAACGAGAGUCCAUGAAGCUGACGCUAGCCGGCGAAGUGGCGGCCCGCGACAAGCCGCGGAAGGGCGGCACGCUGCUCUGCGCCAAGAAGCCGCCCCGCAAGAAGAAAGGAAAGAAGGCCACCAGCGAGGCCGGCUACCCGCUGUACUCCACGUCCAACGCCGAAGAUUACGAACAAGAAGAGAUCCUAACAUACGAAGAAGUGGCGUUAUACUACCCGCGCGCGUCACACAAGAGGCCGAUAGUCUUAAUCGGGCCUCCAAACAUCGGCCGGCACGAGCUUAGACAGAGACUGAUGGAAGACAGUGAGAGAUUCGCAGCUGCUGUACCACACACGUCACGGCCGCGGAAAGACCACGAGGUGCCGGGCCAGGAUUACCACUUCAUCUCGCGCACGCAGUUCGAGGCCGACAUACUGAACAGGAAGUUCGUCGAGCAUGGAGAGUACGAGAAGGCUUAUUAUGGCACAUCCCUAGAAGCGAUCCGCGAAGUAGUCAACUCCGGGAAGAUCUGCGUGUUGAACCUGCACCCGCAGUCGCUCAAGAUCCUGCGGACGUCGGACCUGAAGCCCUACACGGUGUUCGUGGCGCCGCCCAGCUUGGAGAAGCUGAGGCAGAAGAAGAUUAGGAAUGGAGAGGCUUUUAAGGAGGAGGAACUAAAAGAGAUAAUAGCGACAGCGCGAGACAUGGAGCUCCGCUGGGGCCAUCUCUUCGACAUGAUCAUCAUCAACAACGACACGCAGCGCGCCUACCAGCAGCUGCUCAACGAGAUCAACAGCCUGGAGCGCGAGCCGCAGUGGGUGCCGGCGCACUGGCUCAAGCACACCUAGCGCCGUGUCCCCGGGGGCAUCCGUGCCAUGCCUGCCGCCAGCGGGCACAGCGACACCGGCGGGCACAGUGACGCCGGUGGGCACAGCGACGCCGGCGGGCACAGUGACGCCGGCGGGCACAGUGACGCCGGCGCCACUCCCACCCGCGCCGUGAGGACUAUCAGCAACACCGAGCUCGGUGGCGCGAUCGACGCGUUCAAACUCAUCCUGGUUAUAGGUAUCAUAAAGCGAAUGGUUUUACAUUUGCUCGUCUACCUCCACGAUUCGUGGGGUCGGCUGCUCGGGCGGGAUUCUAAAGUAGAUGUAGGUAAUAGUGUCCGCGCUUCCUGUACGGAGCGGAGGUUGUCCCCCGCGUGAUUGUUUUCUAUCGUCGUGUUUUCGUUCGUGACGGUUUGGUGGUUUCGAUUUUGGACAAUUCCGUUCGAUUGUUUUUAAUGUCGUGUGUAGAAUAAGGUGCGAUGCUUAUGAAUGAAUAGAAGUUGUAUAAAAUGUACGAGAGAAAUAGAGUCGUAUUUAUAUUCAGUGAUGAUAGUUGACCACGUUUCGUAAGUCGAUAGUCUCCAUUUCAUAAUUUACGGGCAAUAAUAUUCAUUAUCGUCGGAUUAGGUUAAGUUUGGGCAUACGUGAUGUAUAAAUAAGGGAUUUGUCAUACGUGACGCGGAUUUUUUUGGAUAUU
Molecule: messenger RNA, 5120 nt
Organism: Cydia splendana
Lineage: Eukaryota; Metazoa; Arthropoda; Insecta; Lepidoptera; Tortricidae
Gene: sdt
Product: protein PALS1
Exons: 21
Coding region: 668-4444 (1258 amino acids)
Biological process (GO): morphogenesis of an epithelial sheet; establishment or maintenance of epithelial cell apical/basal polarity; generation of neurons
Cellular component (GO): adherens junction; plasma membrane
Molecular function (GO): protein binding
Source: RefSeq, a predicted model, not a curated record